Durusdinium trenchii is the source of this 2039-nucleotide messenger RNA. Lineage: Eukaryota; Dinophyceae; Suessiales; Symbiodiniaceae. The record is from the annotation of a GenBank genome assembly.
GGGGGACACAACAAAAUUCCCGUGCUAACCUUUGUCGUUCCAGGCUGGUGAGUCUAAAUUUUCCGGUUUCGGUGUGGUUGUGAUUCGGGUCGUGGGGGCUUUGCGUGGCAGGGUUGUGGUCUGGAGGAGCCCUGUUUUUUAAAGGUUUCUUUUCGUGAAAGGACGGGUGUGGCAUGCGCGGGUCGUAAUUGCAAGCAUGAAAACGUGUCCGUUAAUGUUCCUGAAAGAGAAGGAGUCGACAAAUGUACGAUUUAAAGGGGCUGGAAGUUGUGCUGUUUAUCGCAUUGUUGCCAAAAGGGCACCGGCCACGAAUUGCUCUCGCACAGCGUUCGCCGACGCGCAAAUUUUGCAAGAACACUGUGAUGUGGCAUUGUAAUUGCAAUGAGAUGUGCAACAGUUUUGUGCUGCUACCGUUGUUUUUGGGAAUUGUGUUUCGAACCGUUUGUGGUUGAUUUUUGUGGAUUUGUUCUGGCUUGUGAUUUGUGGAGGCUUGUGCCGGCCGCUGUGUGAUUCACUCUUCGGGCAUCAUUCGUAUUCAUUUUUUUGGGGAUAUCCUUUGUACUCGUGUUUUAUACGUGCGUGUGCUUGGAAUACGUGCAGGCGCGUAAGGCAUAGGCAUAGAAAAACGACUGGAUUUCAGGUCAAACAUAUGCGAAUCAUUGGCCUCAAGCAGGAAGGGAAAUUUGACCGGAUGGUGGGAGUAGCGGGACCACAGCUGCCUGGCUGUGACGUCACUGUUGGCUGACUGAGGAAUGUCUGCGGCACCUUCCGAUGUGAAGUUGACGCUGGAACGAACCAGUUCAACGUUGCUGCAGCAAAUCGAGGCUUUGGAGAAAAGGACUUCCGAGUUGAAGCGAAGCCGAGAAGCUUUGGAAGCAAGCCAUCGGCCAGAGGAAAAGGAAAGGAAGGAACCUCGGGUGAAAGAAGUACAUGAAGAUGGAAAGUCAGAAGAGGAAGACAGAAGUAAGCUGCCUCAAGUUGUUGGGGAUGAGAAUAAGCAAGCCAUUUUGGUCGACCCACGUAGGUGGGCGCGAGAGCGCCUAGCAACCCAUUUGAGAGAACAGGGCAAAGAAUUGGAGCAGAGCGGAGAGCACAAGGAGAAGGAGCAAAAGAAGCCCAAGGCUUUCGAUGCUCUAGGUGAUGGAGAUGGAAGUGUUGCGCCUGGAAUUCCCAAAGCCAAUGCUCCUGGGACGAUGGCCAAAGCAAGUAACAUGAUGAAAGGAAGUGCUCCAAAUCCAAGUAGCAUGGGCGCGGUGGCAAAAGGUGCUUCCUUAGGACCCCUUCCAGGAUCCUUGGGAAUGCCAUUUCAGGCCAAAGGCGCAAUGCCUUGUGGGGCGAAUGGAGGGAUUUUGCCAAAAGCGCUUGGACCAUGUGGAGGGCCGGCAGGAUGCGGUGGCCUAGGCGGAGGUUGUGGGGGGUGCGGCAUGGGAGGGAGCAUGGGCAGUGGCAUGGGCCUGCCUGGGCCCAUGGGUGGACCCAAUGCAUGUGGCGGUGGGCCGGAUAAGGGCAAGGAAGGUGAAGGGGAUGAGAUGCAGCAACAGGUCAUGCUUCAGAUGCAAAUGCAGAUGCAGAUGAUGAUGAUGGGCGCCAUGAUGGGCUCAAUGCUGGGAGAAGGUGAUGAUAAAGAAGGAAAAAAGUCAAAAAAACAGAAAAAGGCCAAAAAGGAAGGAGAUGAUGGCUUGCCACCCGGCUCGUCCAAUGACAUGAGCCAUCCAAGCUACAGGCCUCAUGAUAUGGAGCAGAUUCCUGGAGUCACCGACCAGCGUUUUGAAGGACGCAUCACCAUGUGGCUCGAGGACAAAGGCUAUGGCUUCAUUGGCAACGAAGAGCUUAAACAACGAUUCAAUGGCAUGGAUGUGUUCCUGCAUGUGAACCAGAAGCGGCACUUUGGCCAGGGUGAUGCUGUUAAAUUCAGCGUCUUCAAAAACUACAGGGGCCAGCCACAAGCCACAGAGUUGAGAAAUGCCCGGCCCUCCCUCGGAUAGGAAGGGCUCGUUGUUCACAUAGAGCUAGCAGGUGGCAGUAUCAAUGUUGCUCAG